UCUCAGAAAUUAUUGAUCUGAAAAAUUGAACCCAAUAAUGGAUGGAGAGUGUAAUUACGAAGGACAUUAGCGGGUAAUAAUUUGGGUUCAAAAUAGAAAAGAAAUGUAUGAGCUUAAAAUGCCUAAUGGCAAUGUGCCUAAUUGAAACCCAGACAGAAUGUAAAUUGCUUUGGUUGCAGAUGCUCUGCUAUUACAGUGUACAGCUUGUCUGUCUGUCCUUCUCUGCCAAAUUAUUAGCUGCCUUGUCUUUGGAGUCCCAGCACGGUGUGGAGGGCUGGAGAUGUGUAACAAAUUGGCAGCUACCGAUCAACAAUGCCCAAUAGCUUUUAACAGAUGACAUUUUUAAGAGUUGCGAAUGAGGACCUUGUUGGAAACGCAACAAUUUGAUGCCUGGCCAACACUAAAGAAGUACAAGAUUGCUGGAUAAAACUUUCAAUCAGAAGAUAAUGGCUCUCAAUGUGGUGCAAGUUACUUUAAUUAUUGAAGCAUUUGUCGGGGAUCUGCCCAAAGCCAUAGAGGAGAACAUCCGUUGCAAAUCACUAGAAGCAACACAGUGGAUGUCAAACAACACACACGAAAUGCUGGUGGAACACAGCAGGCCAGGCAGCAUCUAUAGGGAGAAGCGCUGUCGACGUUUCCGUCUGAGACCCUUCAUCAGGACAGUGGAUAUCAGAUCACCACAUUGUGUGUGCUCAGCAAGAGAGCACCAGAUGAGACAUGUGACUCUGUGGGAAGAACUCUUCUUUGCAUUAGAAGAUGGUUAUUCUCCAAGAAGUAUGGAUCUUAACAACUCCCUGGUCCACUCAUCUGUUCCAGCAACUACUUCGUGUCUUACAUCACUUUUCAAUGCAAUUCUCUACAAUGGUGAAAUCAAACACAGAUUUGAUAAUUACUUUCUGAAGUACCUGUGUCCUUGCUGCAGGAAUAAUGUGAAGAUUCUGAUUGUGGGCUGCUUUAGCUCACCAUUCCAUUCCCAAUCUGAUCCUUUUGGCUGUUGCUGCUGUGCAUUACAAGGAAGCCCAAUACAAGCUCAACUUUCAUCCAGGUUCUUCGAACCUGUAUAUGGGAGCAUUUGUUGAUUGAGACCUGGACGUCGUUAUGAAAGUACCUCCAUUUUUGAUUCCCAGCCCAGUCUCUUUCCAGCCCAUCCUAGUCUUCCCCCCUUCACCCAUCUUUGUCUCCUCCCUGCUUCUCUAUCAUCCAGCUUCACACAUUCCCACCCCCUUCUGGUUCUAACUAUUGUUCAUCUCUGCCUUCUCUAAUGAUUCCCAUUCCCGUUAACAGAUUAGCAGGAACUCAGCACUUAUCUCCCCCCAGAUGUCUCAUGUAUCCUCACUCCCCUUUCCCUUCCCUUUGCUCCAUCUGCUUUUCUCCUCCUGUCUCUCUUUGCCAUCUGUCAUUCACCAGUUGCAUUCUACUAUUUCCAGUGCUGCUCACCUCCCCUACCUAGCACCUAUCUACCUGUUAACUUUCCCCUGAUCUCCAUCCACUAAUCACCUCAGAUUCCUUUCGUGACACUCCCCUUCUUUCUGUGCUGGUCACCUUGUCUUUCCUCUCUCAGUCUGGAUGCAGGGUUUUGACCUGAAACAUCAUCAAUUCCUUUCCUUCCACGGAUGCUGCUCGACCUGCUGAGUUCUUCCAGAGAAACUGUGCACAUUGAUUUGUUGUGAUCACGAUGCUUCAAUACAACGAUGGACACUGGAGAGAGUUGCAGCUCUGGUAAUUUGAUCAGAAGGCGUGUUUAAGUUGAAGUUCCUAUUAAUUACAAAAGGAACAUGUGAAGGCAAUAAAAGCUCUAAAGAAUCAAUUAUAUUUUGAAA
Messenger RNA from Hypanus sabinus (Atlantic stingray), 1820 nucleotides. RefSeq lists its product as uncharacterized. The transcript is spliced from 8 exons. The record is from RefSeq and is a predicted model, not a curated record. Lineage: Eukaryota; Metazoa; Chordata; Chondrichthyes; Myliobatiformes; Dasyatidae. The coding region runs from base 447 to 1079 and encodes 210 amino acids.